Molecule: messenger RNA, 1071 nt
Organism: Xylona heveae TC161
Lineage: Eukaryota; Fungi; Ascomycota; Xylonomycetes; Xylonales; Xylonaceae
Product: DWNN-domain-containing protein
Exons: 4
Biological process (GO): protein ubiquitination; ubiquitin-dependent protein catabolic process; mRNA processing
Cellular component (GO): nucleus
Molecular function (GO): nucleic acid binding; zinc ion binding; ubiquitin protein ligase activity
Source: RefSeq, a predicted model, not a curated record
AUGUCGUCCUCUGUAUUUUUCAAAUUCAAGUCUCAAAAGGAACCAUCAAGGGUGACAUUCGAUGGUACUGGAAUAUCUGUGUUUGAGUUGAAACGAGAAAUAAUUAGCAUCAAUCGACUGGGUGAUGGCACUGACUUUGACCUCGCUAUUUACAAUGAAGAUACGAAUGAAGAGUACGAUGAUGAUACGACAAUUAUCCCUCGGUCGACCUCAAUCAUAGCAAGACGGCUUCCUGCUGCAAAGGCGGGCCGUGGAAGCGCCGCUCGAUAUGUUUCGGGGAAGAUGCCCGUCCAUGCGCGCAAUGCUGGCCGAGUCGAAGCGCAAGCAACGAAGCCGACGUCACAAGCACCCGCUGCAUCUUCUGCUGCUGCUGAGAUGGACAAUGCUCAGACAGAAGAAGAGAGGAUUGCAGCCAUGUUUAAGGCUGGCGCAGACCAGUGGGAGCAGCAACAACAAGAGAUGGCAAAUGCCACACCAGUUUAUCGAGGUGGCCCGUUCAAAGGAAAACCUAUGAAUGUCCCUGACCAUAAGCCACCGCAAGGGUAUAUCUGUUAUCGAUGUGGCGAAAAGGGACACUGGAUACAGGCUUGUCCAACGAAUAAUGAUCCAAAUUUUGAUGGGAGGCCGCGGGUCAAGCGUACAACUGGCAUCCCUAGAUCUUUUCUAAAAACGAUAGAGAAACCCGCCGCUCUUGGAGGAGACGGACUAACAGAGGAUGCUCGACAAGUUUCGGGUGUCAUGGUCAAUGCAGAGGGCGAGUUUGUUAUUGCGGAACCAGAUAAGGCUUCCUGGGAACAGUAUCAAGCUAAAGCAAAGGUGUCGGCUGCUGCUCAAGAGGCUGCGGCUACUGGAAGCAAGGAGGUUCGCGAGCGUGGUUUAGAAUGUCCGAUAGACAAGCGAAUGUUUGUUGAACCAACAAAGUCGCCAUGCUGUGGCCGUACAUACUGCGCAGAAUGCAUCAGUAAUGCACUCAUUGAGAGCGACUUUGUCUGCCCUGGAUGCUCCUCAGAGGGUGUCUUGAUCGAUAACCUGGAACCUGAUGCCGAAGCCGCGCAAAAAAUAAAGGAAUUU